This is a messenger RNA of Syngnathus acus (greater pipefish), 2090 nucleotides long. It is a transcript of the gene terf2, whose product is annotated as telomeric repeat binding factor a. The transcript is spliced from 15 exons. Gene Ontology annotation, cellular component: shelterin complex; nucleus; chromosome, telomeric region. Gene Ontology annotation, molecular function: telomerase activity; protein homodimerization activity; G-rich strand telomeric DNA binding. Lineage: Eukaryota; Metazoa; Chordata; Actinopteri; Syngnathiformes; Syngnathidae. Gene Ontology annotation, biological process: protein localization to chromosome, telomeric region; regulation of telomere maintenance via telomerase; telomeric D-loop disassembly. Bases 59 to 1951 code for a protein of 630 amino acids. The record is from RefSeq and is a predicted model, not a curated record.
AGCGCGCAAACAUAGCAGCUUCCUUGUUGUUAUUGCUCAAAGUCCCUGUGGUUCGAACAUGGCGGAGGGGGCCAACCAUCAUUUAGAAGUAGAGCCUAUCGCCAACCGCUGGCUUCUAGAUCAUUAUAUAUCGCUUGCGUUUCAAUAUUUUCAUAAAGGUCAAUAUAAAGACUUUUCUGAAGUGAGACAAGUGGUUCAAAGUAUCAUGUCCCGUCCUGUGGCAACAAGUGAAGUGUUACCCAAAAAGAUUUUUGUAAUGCAGUUAAUCUCCCGCAUAAACGAGGGCGAAUCACUUGAUGUGACUUUUGAACAAGAGGGGUCACUCUGCCCGUUGGAAUCCGCCCUUGUGCAGUUGGAAGAUCUGUGUGGGACAAGUGAUGUUUCACAAAAUGACUUGGAAAAAGUUUGCAUUUUACUAAAGGAGAUGAUUGUGAAGCUUUUCAUCAAGAACGAAAAAUUUGACAAAGCAAAAGAAUUUCUCCGCCGUUUCCCGAAAUCACAGCUUGCCAAGAAAAAGAUUUUCAUGGAGCUCAUCAAUCUGAGAUGCAACAAGCAUAAACUUAUUGAGGAAAUGGACUUCAAACACUUAAAGGACCAGAUCGUGGCCUUCUGCCGGGAAUUCUGCCCAUUCUCUGUUAGCUUUCUUUACAAGGCUGCAAAGCAGCUCAUUGAUCAACUUGAACAGCAAAAGAAAAAGGACAUAACUGAUGAGCCAGAUAAAUGCGGCCCCUCCACUAGUGUGCAAGUCAACGCUGAGCUGCUGACAUGUGACGCUUCAAAUAUCCCAAAAGACCGACUGGAGAUUGCUUACCAGGCUUUGGCUGCACCUGGUGACAUAACAUUUUCUCAUCUGGAGGAAGAAGUUGAAAAUCAAGACACAACUGUAAAUACUGACGAGGACGACAUGUGUGGAAACCAAGAGAGCGAAGAGCUUUUCCAGAGGAACUCAGGCAGCCCCCUUGAAGCUGCCCCGGCCGCCCCUCUUACUCAAACAGAUGCCCCCCCUCAAUCCAAAACCGCUUCAACGCGAAGCGGAAAAGCGAAGAAGAAACAGAAACGUUACAACAUGUCAAGGAUGGUGUUGGAGUCGGACAGUCAGGGCAGCGUGUCGUCUGCUGUCUCUCAGGAGCAAGAGGCAAGAACAGAUGAGCCGGCGCUGUCCCAAUCAUUGCUGUUUCAAACCCUUGAAAGUGACAUGGAGGUCGUCCCGCUGAGGAGACUUCGAUCAGUUACGUUGGCAAAGAACAGUGAUGUUGAGUCAUCUCUACAACUUGAGGAACAAUUGUCUAACUUGGUAUCUGGCAAGCAAGUCUCUCAAGGAACAAGUCGUAAUCGGGCUUUGUCAUCUGGUGAUGUUGCGUCAUCUUUACAACGUAAGGAGAUAUCAUCUAGCUCAACUUCUGGCAAGCAAGUCUCACAAGGAACACCUCGUAAGCAGGCUUCGCCAUCUGCAAAGAGCACCGAAUCAGAAGAUUCAUCAUCCGACAGUAGUGACAUGGUGCAGGAUACUCCAGUGAGCAGUCAAGCAAAAACAUGUGCCAGCUAUCCUCCGAGCAAAUUUACGGGAAAUAGAGGUGACAUCAUCAUCCCAGACUCAUCAUUGGAUAACUCGCCGCCUUUGAAUCCUCAGUUGCGUACCCCUCCAAAAAGUUCUACGCCCAAGAACCGCUCCCAUGCAAAAUGGAAGGAGCUGUGCAACCAAGCCAAGGAGACCAAAGCCACUUGGGGUGAAGAAGUGGAACUUUUCGAUGAAACAAUUAACAUGAGUCCACCAUCAGGGAUCAAGAAGAGGAUGUGGACAGAAGAGGAAAGCCAGAAGCUCAAGGAGGGAGUCAAAAAAUUCGGAGAGGGCAACUGGACUAAAAUUAAGUCGUAUUACCGCUUCAGAGACAGGACAAAUGUCCACUUAAAAGAUAGAUGGAGAACAAUGAAGAAACUGAACAUGGUUUGAGUUUAUUUUAACUAUGCAACUUCCAAGUUUUCUUUACUUUUUGUAUUCCACAAACGUGUUAGUCUGUUGAAUAGAUGUUGAGUUCCUCAAAUGUAGCUAUUGUUUGUUGAAUAAAUGUUAAAUAAUGUUGUCUUUGUAA